UCCAGUAAAAGCAAGUUAAAGAAUGGGAGAAGCAGACCAAAGGACAGCUGCUGAUAAAGAUAUAAGCAAACGAGGUCAAUGGAGCAAUAAAGUGGAGUUUCUAUUAGCUGUAGCAGGAAAUAUUAUUGGUCUGGGCAACGUCUGGAGAUUCCCAUACCUGUGUUUCAAAAAUGGAGGAGGUGCAUUCCUGAUACCUUAUAUUCUGUUUGCUGUAACAUGCGGUGUGCCGCUCUUUGUCUUGAACAUUUGUAUCGGCCAGUACACAAAGCAGAGUGCAGCAACAUCCUGGGGAAAACUCUGUCCAUUAGCAGGAGGUUUUGGUCAUGGAGGAUGUGUGUUUGCAUUGUACUUCUGCCUUAGCUACAAUAUCAUCCUGGCUUGGGCUCUUUUCUACCUCAUUGCGUCUUUUAGUUCCCAGUUACCAUGGAUUAGUUGUGGUAAUCUCUGGAACACAGUCAAUUGUGCAGAGCUCAUGUCAAACCAGAACAAUAUGACUGCCAACAGGACUCAAAGAAAUUUCAGUAUUUCUGCUGUCAUCGAAUUUUGGGAGGGGCGAGUGCUGACUGUCUCUCCAGGUAUUGAGAUACUGGGUAAAUUGAACUGGGAGAUUUUGCUCUGUUUACUGGCUAGUUGGGUGGCCUGUUACUUCUGCAUCUGGAAAGGGGUCAAGUCAACUGGAAAGGCAGUAUAUUUUACAGCCAUCUUUCCAUAUGUAAUGAUGUUCGUGCUGAUGUUAAGAGGUCUAACGUUACCUGGUGCACUGCAUGGUAUCAAGUAUUACCUGUAUCCACAACCCUCCCGUCUCGCAGACCCACAGGUUUGGAUUGAUGCAGGAACGCAAAUAUUCUUCUCCUACAGUCUGGGAGCUGGUACCCUAACUGUUCUUGCAAGUUACAGUCCUUACAAAAAUAACUGCUAUAGAGAUGGUAUUUGGCUGUGUGUGCUCAACAGCUGUACUAGUUUUGUUGCUGGAUUUGUGGUCUUUUCUGUCCUUGGCUUCAUGGCAGAGAAGUUGGGUGCUGAUAUUGAAGAUGUAGCACUGCCAGGUCCAGGUCUGGCAUUUAUAACCUACCCUCAGGCAGUAGCCAUGAUGCCACUGCCACAACUGUGGUCAGUCUGUUUCUUUAUCAUGUUGAUUUUAUUGGUCCUGGAUACAAAGUUUGUUGGAAUUGAGGUGGUCAUUACCUCAAUAAUAGACAUAUUCCCGACUAUGCUGCAGAAGCCCUACAGUAGAGAACUUGUCCUGCUAUUCUUCUGCAGUGCCUGCUUCUCCUUUCAGAUUCUUUUAACAACACAGGGAGGAGUCUACAUUUUCCAUCUAAUUGAUUAUUAUGGAUUUAAUGGUGCUUGCUACUUCUUCAUGUGCUUGAUUGAAACACUAGUAAUUGGAUGGAUUUUUGGAGCUGAUCGCAUGAUUGAUGUAAUUGAGGACAUGUGUGAUAAGCGUCCCAGUGCAUUCUUCACAUACUGCUGGCGUUAUUUUACCCCACUGAUGUGCCUUGGAGCUUUCAUUUUAUGCAUUGUGAAGUAUCGACCUCUCAUGUAUAAUAAUGUUUACGUAUAUCCGACCUGGACUUGUGUUCUUGGAUGGCUCAUGACUUUAUUUUCCCCAAUGCUGGUCAUUACAUGGGGUUUGGUGAAGUUAUACACCCACUCAGGGUCACUAAAACAGCGGUUUAAAAGCCUGUGUACUCCAGAUGAAAAUCUCCCUCUCGCCCGAAAGCAAAGAGCACAGCUGCAGAUCAGUGAGACUCUAAUGGGAGGAAUUUGAUGAGCACACAUUCAUCAAUGGCUCCAUUCCAAUAAGAAAAUAUUAUCCUUUUAAAAAUAUUAUGCAUGUAAAAAUACACUUAGUCAAAAGUUUAUUUAGGGGGACAUGGUGGCACAGGAGGUAGCUUUGCAGCUCACAGCUCACAGCUCUUGGGUCUCGGGUUAAAUCCUGAACUCGGGUUAUUGUCUGUGCAGAGUUUUUGUGCAUGUUCUCCCCAUAUUCGUGUGGGAUCUCUCAGAGAUCUCCAGUUUCUUCCCACUGGAGGACUAACUACAAAAAUUUGCCCCAUGUGUGAAUGAGUGUGUGACUAUGUGUGUACACUUUACCCCGCAAUGAACGUGUGAGCAGGUGUUAAGUAGUGUCUUUAAUAGAGAAUGCUAAUAAUACUA
Pangasianodon hypophthalmus (striped catfish) is the source of this 2160-nucleotide messenger RNA. Its product is annotated as sodium- and chloride-dependent GABA transporter 2. Lineage: Eukaryota; Metazoa; Chordata; Actinopteri; Siluriformes; Pangasiidae. Gene Ontology annotation, biological process: sodium ion transmembrane transport. Bases 23 to 1771 code for a protein of 582 amino acids. Gene Ontology annotation, cellular component: membrane. The record is from RefSeq and is a predicted model, not a curated record. The transcript has 14 exons.